AUGGUACAUUACUCCCCUUUAAGCAAUAAAACGAGCUUAGCAAGUAGCCCACGAAGUAAUUCUACCACCGGAUUCAAGGUCUAUGGUAGCGUAUUUAAAGUAAGUUCUCGUUAUCAGUUCCUUCAUGCAUUAGGAAAAGGCUCGUACGGCAUCGUUUGUGCGGCAAAAGAUUGUGAAACAGGUCAAUGUGUCGCUAUUAAAAAGGUUUCUCCAAUGACUAGGCGUACAGCUGAUGCAAAGCACACACUUCGGGAAGUGAUGUUAUUGCAACAUCUUGGUAAACAUCCAAACGUCAUCUCGAUUCAUAACCUUUUAGCUAAUUUUAAAGACGACGAAUUGUAUAUUGUUAUGGAUCUCAUGGACACAGACAUGCAUCGAGUGAUACAAAGCUCGCAGCCCCUUUCUGAUGCUCAUGUGAAAUACUUUCUACAUCAAUUAUUACGUGGUGUGAAGUAUCUGCAUGAUAAUGGUGUUUUGCAUCGUGAUUUGAAGCCUGGAAAUCUUCUGUUGAGCAAAAAUUGUCAAUUGAAAAUUGCCGAUUUUGGACUAGCACGUAAAAUUCCGCGAACUUCAGGCAGUAUUUUUGAACGUCCGCGAUCUGCUCCAGCAGCGAGUAUGAAAUCCAAUAGUCCAGAGCAACCUCCAAUGACCGAACACGUUGUUACGCGAUGGUAUCGAGCACCAGAGUUAAUGCUGCAACCAGAUGGAUUUUACGACCAAAGUGUAGAUAUGUGGUCUGUCGGGUGUAUAUUCGCGGAAAUUCUUGGACGCAAAGCUUUGUUUCCUGGUAAGAAUUUCUUACACCAAUUGAGUUUGAUAUUUAACAUCAUUGGAGCACCGUCACCUGAAGCCACAAUUCGAAUACAAAGCUCCCAAGCGCAGCGAUUCUUGAAAUCUAUCAGUAAAAAAGCAAAAGUUUCCUUUCAAACACUAUUUCCAACAGCUACAGAGGCAGCUGUUGAUUUACUCGAACGUAUGCUAGAAUUUGAUCCAUUGAAACGAAUUUCAGCUCAAGAAGCACUUGAACAUCCAUACAUGCAAGAGAUUGAGCAGAAGUAUCGACAUCGUGGUGAAGAAGACCCUCCUCCAUGUAUGCGAGGAGAUUUCUCGUUCGAUCUUAAAAGUCUCACGAAAAUGGAUUUACGGGCGCUUAUUGUUAAUGAGGUGGAACACCACAGGAAGGUGCGAUCAAAAAGUAUUGUUGCGAUAAAGGAAAAACGAAAAAAGCGUGAAGUUCACGGUCCAAACUAUUCCAAUUCUACAUCUUUUGCCUCUCGGGAUCGAAUGAGCGAAAUGAUAGGUCAAACACAAGAACAAAAUAACGAGCAAAAUGCUACGACUGUUGCUAGAUUUGGAUCAAAUCGGCAGCGAAUUCGGACGAGGAGUAAACCUCCUAUUCCAAAACAACGAGAAUUAGAUCUUUUCGCGUCAAAUCAGCAAGAACACGUCAAAGUUGUAGAUUCUCACUCGACAGUGUUGCUGAAUCGUGUACCCUUCCAAAUCUCUCGAUAUUCUGAAAAUGACGUUAAGGCUGAGACUAUGAUCAAACCUGUGCUUGAUCGAUCACAAAAGUCUUUGACGGUAGCACGAGAGUCUAAUCAAACAUGUUUGUUAGAGCGAACGGCCGUAUCCAGCAAACCAACUUCGACUAAAGAGCAUAAUGCUCAAGAGUCUGAUAUGAACACUCUUGGGCCUUCCAUCACUUCAAACCAGCGCACAAAGGCCUUAACUCCUGCACAAGUGGUCUCAAUGAGGAGUUCUUUGGUUCCAUUACACCAUUCUCAAGCAUGGGAAACGAAAGAGAAUAAAGAUUUAGAGCCUUCAGCAUCAAGUUUGUCAACGUCUUCUCUAAAGGAUCCUGAUGUAUGCACUGAAUUGAAUCGGGUCAAUCGAGUAGAACCCGCAGUUGUUAAUGAAAAGGCAAAGUCUGAUGAGGCGGUGGCUGCUACGAUAGCAUCUCGAAGAUCACGACGAGUUUGUUCGGCUGGCACUGCUAGAUCAAAGCGUUCGAGUGCUCAAACGGUAGCAAGAAGGUCAAGUUCCAGAAACGCUUAUGUAGGCUCGAUAAAUUCACUUAUCCAAGCUCAUAGAUCACAUAAUGAUCAAUCUUUGGCAGAUUUGGCUGACAAUAUGCUGGCGAUGAUGAGGCAAAAUGACGAACUUGGUCUUUCGAAGAAAGAAAACGAACUGUUAUGCAUCGAUGCGUUACGCAAGAGAUCCGAGCGGUUUCAAUCAAAAAUACUUGGUCUUGACAUCGUGGACAAAAAGCAUCAAAGUAAGAAACUUACAGUGCCAAAAAGUCCUAAAUUUUCAGUCAUGUCAUGGCAAAAGAAAUAG
Messenger RNA from Plasmopara halstedii, 2337 nucleotides. Its product is annotated as cmgc mapk protein kinase. Lineage: Eukaryota; Oomycota; Peronosporomycetes; Peronosporales; Peronosporaceae. Gene Ontology annotation, cellular component: nucleus; cytoplasm. The coding region runs from base 1 to 2337 and encodes 778 amino acids. The record is from RefSeq and is a predicted model, not a curated record. Gene Ontology annotation, molecular function: protein serine/threonine kinase activity; ATP binding. The transcript has 3 exons. Gene Ontology annotation, biological process: intracellular signal transduction; protein phosphorylation.